UCCGUGCAGCAGCAGCAGAACAGAAGUGGAUGAGUACGACUGAAGCAGAGGAAGGACAGAGUGUGUGUUUGGAGCGACGUCCUGAACAUUCUGCAGUCUGAACACAGCACAACGGCCAACAUGGAAUACUAAGCAUUUGAGCUGAGGAUCAGUACCAGCCCAGAUCAGUGGAUCAGUACCUGGAUCAGUGGAUCAGUACCUGGAUCAGUGGAUCAGUACCUGGAUCAGUGGAUCAGUACCUGGAUCAGUGGAUGGUCUGUGUACUUCACACAUGCUCAGUGGCCUUAGUCGUUCUGAAAAUGCCACCUGUUUCUUCAGCGUAUCCCACCUAUAACUGACUGGAUUUGAAUGUAUUUGUGCAUCUGUCAUUCAAAGGAAAACUGGACUGGACGUCCCUACAGAUGGACUGGACUUUCUACCAAUGUCCGAAUAGAGCAUAUACAGAAGACUAAAGGUCCAAUUCAAUCCUGUAAAGGACAUUAUCUGAAAAAAAGCCAGAGCAUUAAAUGGAACCAAAGCCCUGCUGAUCCCAGACUGGAACGGUUCCCAUCCUGGACCUAGACCCGGACAGACAUGAGUGUCCCUCAGCUUGGGAGCAGCAUCCCUAUUUCUGGGAACAGUGUCCCUGUCUGUGGGAACAGUGUCCCUGUCUCUGGGAACAUCGUCCCUGUCUCUGGGAACAUCGUCCCUGUCUGUGGGAACAGCGUCCCUGUCUCUGGGAACAGCAUCCCUGUCUCUGGGAACAUCGUCCCUGUCUCUGGGAACAGCAUCCCUGUCUCUGGGAACAUCGUCCCUGUCUGUGGGAACAGCAUCCCUGUCUCUGGGAACAUCGUCCCUGUCUGUGGGAACAGCAUCCCUGUCUCUGGGAACAUCGUCCCUGUCUGUGGGAACAGCAUCCCUGUCUCUGGGAACAUCGUCCCUGUCUGUGGGAACAGCGUCCCUGUCUCUGGGAACAUCAUCCCUGUCUGUGGGAACAGCGUCCCUGUCUCCUCCAUGAAACUGUGUCUUCACAGUGGGAAUGCUUUCCCCAUGUCCUCCUCUUCCUCGUCCUCCUCUUCCUCCUUUUGUCCGGGGGACUCAUCUCCGGAGUCCCUGCGCAGUCUGAGCAGCCUGAGCGGAGGACGCACCGACAGCCCACUGGACUACGACCUGUUGGAAGUCACGCUCAUGGCAACGGUGAUGGGCGCACCGGACCAAACAGGAGAUGUAGUCGUUUCAAAAUGGCUGCUGGAAGAGAAGAACAAGAAGCAAGACCACAACGGUGAUGUGUCAGUGGGAAAGAUCCAAACUGAACCGCCAGAAUCCAACGACAACUCUGUGUCCUUUUACCUGGAUGCCAACAGCAGCGAGUACCACACAGACAACUGGAACCAGAACCAGAACCAGAACCUGACAGUGGCCUCAAACACCUGUGAGUCAGCUCCAGAUUCAACCACUGAAAUCUUUCCUGAGGAGUUCACUGACGAAGAAGAUGAGGCUUUGUUUCUAUCUGUGAGCUCCGAUGUGGGCGCGUGGAGAAGCAGUGCCACUCGCACAAACAUGAACGAAGACGUCCGCAUGUCAACCGCCCAUGAGCGCCGAACAGAAGGGGUCAGAAAAGAUGAAUGUACACUGAACGAAGAGUGCCAAACAGAAGGGGUCCAAACAGAAGGGGUCAUGAAAUCUGAACAUACAAACAAUGAAGAGCUGUCCACAGGAAGGUUUCAAAGACUAGAAGGAAACAAAGCUGGAGAAGAGUUGAAGGAAAGUGUCCUGGCUCCAUGGCCUUCUGCUUCUGAGGACCUCCUUCAGAUCCCCUCUGCUGGUCCAGGUUCCCUUCAGGCAGUCCAAAGGUCUGCAGUCAGUUCCAGCCUCCCUGACGCACACACCAGGCAGACAAAACCCAAACUAACCACUGUGUCCAAGCCUUCAGUGUCCAAUGGCAUCAAAGCUUCCAGUCAGGAGACAAACCGAGUCUCCAAAGUGGACCUGAAGAGUGUCAAAGUGGACCUGAAGAGUGUCAAAGCUAAAGUUGGACCACGCUCAACCCCCUCUCCAAUGAAAACACACAACCAGAAGCUAGGACCAGACCCCAGACCACAUGGACCACAUGCACCACAUGGACCACAUGGACCAUAUGGGAAAGGCACCAGGGUGGAGAAGGGGGCCUCCAGACCUGGUCUGCCUACAGGACCUCCAGGACACCAUGGGCCCAGGCAGACCCACGCUGACAGAUCAGUGUCAGGAGACAGUGGUGGAUCUCCAACCAGACCCAGACUGAGCCAGGGUGUUUCCAAACCUCGUUCCACCUCUGGAAUCUCCAGCCCAUGUGUCUCUAAACCCUCAGCCAAUCAGCAGACUUCUUCAGGGUCAGCUGGUCAACCUGCUGCCGCCGCUGCAUCCAAGCUGCCCAUUAAAGGAUUACCCACAAUCCUCGGCUCCUCGUCACUGGGCAACAACACACAUGAAAAAAAUGGAGUCAUAAGCAAAGGACUGAAGGCCCCGCCCACCAACAGCAUAGCCAGUAAGAUGACAGCAGCAGCUGCCAAUCAAACCACAGCAAAGACAGCUGUAGGCGGGGCCAAGCAGACGUCCCAGAAGCCCUUACAACGAAGCAGCUCCGCCCACCUGAGUCGACUGAACACUACAGUGGACACAAACACAAACAUAAACAUAAACACAAACACAAACAUAAACACAAACACAAACACAAACAUAAACACAAACACAAACACAAACAUAAACACAAACACAAACACAAACAUAAACACAAACACAAACAUAAACACAAACAAACCCCGGCAGGUUCUGUCCAGAGCUGCACAUGGAAGCAGCCUCCAGGGUUCAGGAACCAAACAGAACCACAACCAGGACCAGGACCAGCAGAAGCAGCCAGACCUGGUAACAGAUGUGGUCAAAGUGAACGGGUCGGUGAUGCUGGUAUCCAGAGGAUCUGAUCCCACAGACUUAGCCUCAGCCGGAGCUUCAACACCUGGAUUCAGAAUAAAGAGUGGGACCCAGUCCAACCCAAAACCAGGUUCCCGUCUACACAGUGGGUCCAGAUCCAGUGGGUCCAGAUCCAGUGGGUCCAGAUCCAGUGGGUCCAGAUUCAGCGCAACAGCAGCAUGUUCUGCAGACAACAGCGUUUCAGCCAAAGAGCAGGCAGAGAAGAAGAACCAGGCCCUGAACCAGCUGAGGAAGUUCCUGGUCCAGGGGAACAAGAGAGUGGAGGCUCUGGCCACCGUCAUCCAGCAUCUGUUCUCUGAGCAGGAGGAGGCCUUGAAGCAGAAGCAGGAGCUAUCGGUGGAACUGGCCAACCUUCGACAGGAACUGGGGUUGUCGUCUCAAAGCUGUGUGCGUCUGCAGAAGGAGAAGGAGGAGGUGCGUUCCAGCCUGGAGGAGGAACUGAGGAGACUGGAGGAACAGCACCAGGAGGAGGUGGAGCAGCUGGAGGACAGACUGAGGAGUUUUUAUCAAACUGAAUGGGAUAAAGUCCAUCAGAUGUACCAGGAGGAGGCGGACAAAUAUCGCAUGUUAAUGGAGCAGCAGGUGGAGGAGCUGAGGACUCGACAGGAAGCUGAGAGGAAGAAUCAAGAAGUGACUCACCUUCAGAGGGUGGAGUCUCUGAAACUGGAGUACGAGAUGAGCAUCCAAGAGCUGAAGGGGGCCCAGCAGACGGCCCUGCAGAACCUGGAACAGGCCCUGAAGGACACCCACAGCUCCCUCUCAGAGCAGAUCAGUGAACUGUCAGCAGAGAAGGAGGUUCUGACGCACAGACUGAACACUGAAGAGGAGAAGAGGAGCAGUCUGCAGAGAGACCAGAGUCUGAAGGACUCUCACUCGUUGUAUUUGGAGCAGGAGCUGGACAGUCUGAAGGUGGUGCUGGAGAUGAAGAACAAGCAGCUGCAUGAGAAGGACAAGAAACUGAUAGACAUGGACAAACUGGUUCAGACCAAUGUGAAGCUGGAGGAGGAUCUGAAGAAGGUCCAGCAGGAGAAUGAGGACUACAAGGCCCGUAUGGACCGACAGGCAGCUCUGUCCAAGCAGCUGUCCAAUGAGCAGGCGCUCCUGCAGCAGACUCUGCAGAAGGAGUCAAAGGUCAACAAGCGUCUGUCCAUGGAGAACGAGGAGCUGCUGUGGAAGCUGCACAAUGGGGACCUGCUGGCCAGCCCCCGACACCUUGGCCCCACCCCCCCCUGCAGCGCACCACAGGACUCCGCCUCCUUCCCCACCGCAGCCCCCCUGUCACCCAGAUAGCCCCCCCCCCCCCCCCCCCCCCCCCACACACACACACACACACACACACACACACCCAGAUAAUCCCCCCUUCGUGGGCCUGUCCAGCCUCACACAGACUGAAUGUGCUUCAACAGCAGCGGUGGAGGAGGUUCCACCCUGGACAUUCUGGAAGUUCUGGUACUUUGGAUCAGAAAGACACUCCUGUGGAGUGGACCAGGCCAGGGCCGUAUACAGACAGAGUUGGGACACACUUCUGUCUGGACCAGGCCAGGGCCUAACCCUAACCCAAAACCUAAGCCUAACCCAGGCCAGGGCUGUACACGGACAGAGUUGGGUCAGGCUUUGUUGUGGUUGGUCCAGUGGUCAGGUGGUUCUUGUCAGCCUCAAUAGUUCCAAACUAAGGCUGUGCUGUCCUGUUCGUCUACUGGACAGACAGCAGUCAGUGGGUUAAUGCAAGUAAAUAAACAAAUGAAACUGUCAGUGCGUUUGUCCAAGGCCUUUUUCAGGAACUUUGGCCGAUAUUUUCACACUUUAUCAUCUGAUACUAGCUGUUUUUCUGCAAAAUUGAGGAAGUUCUGGUCAAAAAUGGGGUAUUUAGGAAAUCAUGAUCUUGAGUUUGACCUUUCAAGGUCAUCGAAGGUUAACAAAAUUGGUACCAAAUGAAAGACCAUCUCUGGCUUCCUGUCAGUCGAUCAUACAAAGUUAGUCGAUAUCCGUCUGAGUUUUAAAGACAGAAGCUGUUUUAUGAAUAUGCAAAUGAGGUGCUGGAGCCCUGGUCACUUUAGAUGAAAAUAAAAUCUAUAAAUACACACAUGACAGAUGAGGUAAGACAUGGAUAGACUAUUGAAUUUACAAGAAUUUGGCAUUAGUUUGAAAUCGCUACUACGAACAGAACAGAAAUUAUUAACGAUAAGCAAAUUUUCUGUAUGUUACCAUAGCAACCGGCAGUCACAAAACCUAGACUUAUGAAAUUUGUCAUAUGAGAAGAGACUGGAACACAGAUGUUAAAUUUAGGUUUGAUCAGAUGAAUAUUGGUGAUAUUACAGCCCCCCCCCCCCACACACACACACACACACACACACACCUAUAUUUACCUGGGGGUGCUAAUGAGGGUGUGGCUCUUAUGAUGUCAUGAUGCAUACAAUCAGAUGCAGAAUGGGAAAAUGCACAAUCUGGCUUUGGUUUGAAGUCAAUGCAAUGAAUUUGAUGGAACUUCUGUUGAAAUAUGCAUGUGUUGAACUGUGGAAGAAUAUUGGAAAAAAAAAUAAUAAAAAACUCUAAUACAAAAAAAAAAAAAAA
Messenger RNA from Sphaeramia orbicularis (orbiculate cardinalfish), 5517 nucleotides. RefSeq lists its product as uncharacterized. The transcript has 16 exons. Gene Ontology annotation, molecular function: microtubule binding. Gene Ontology annotation, cellular component: nucleus; cytoplasm. Bases 574 to 4236 code for a protein of 1220 amino acids. NCBI's taxonomy places the organism in Eukaryota, Metazoa, Chordata, Actinopteri, Kurtiformes, Apogonidae. The record is from RefSeq and is a predicted model, not a curated record.